GCAAGCGCACGAGGACAAUGGCCUGCUGCCUCACUGUUCAUGGAGAUUAUGCAGCUGGUUUGGCCACCAUGCUGUUUCAUCGGCCAGCAUCCCGACUCGCGGACUUACUGGAGCAGCAACUUGUGACAUGGAUCUUUGCAACAGUCUGCGACUUCCUUGCUUCCAGAUCAUACCUCAUUGCAGUUCGUGGCCUUGUGGAGCAAUUUGAGUCAUUUUAUGAUGAGGAUCUUCCAGCUUUUACUAGAGUAGAGGACCUUCUGCAGCAUGCCAAGCUGUAUGACCUCACACAGAAGCAGUUGAAGGAUGUUUUGGAGCAGGCCAACAUAUCUCCCCUUUUAAUGGAUGAGCUCCUGACGGCGAUUGUGAGGAUCAACUAUGGGCAGAGCUUAACGAUAAGUGGAUUGGCGGGAGCGAUUGGUCUGUGUGGAAGUGGUGCUGACCUGUGGGCAGUAGAUGGGGGCAACCGACAAGUUCCAGAGGGGUUACUCCGUAAAGCUGGAGCGAUAGUUCAUCUGGGGGAGGGUGUUGAAAUCGUUCGUAGAGUGGAAGGGGGGAAGUAUGAUGUCAUUACCAGACAUGGAGACAGUGAACAAUUUGACGUCGUUGUGAUUGCCACACCGUUGGAUGAAGGAGCGUUGCAGUUGGAGCCACCAAUCGCCCUACCAGCUAGGAAACUGCAACACACACACACAACAUUUGUCGUCGGCUGUGUGGACCAUAAAUUCUUCAAUUUAUCCAGGGAAAGCGAUCUUCCUGACACUAUUGCAACCAUGGAGAACCCUACAAUCCCGUUUAGCUCAAUUGGACUCCUGAUGAGGUUUGAGAACGGCGAUGGCGCCUUCAAGGUGUUUUCACGACAACGACCAUCAGAGGAGCUUCUAGAUAAGAUGUUCAGGCGACGACUGGAAACCAUACGAAUUGAUUGGGCCGCUUAUCCGCUGUACAAAACACCGGAGGAAUUUGCGCCGUUCUUGCUCGAUGAUCACCAUUUGUAUUACGUCAAUGCAUUUGAAAAUGCAGCUAGCACCGUGGAGACCAUGGCAGUUGCUGCAAAGAACGUUGCGAAAUUGAUUGUGAAACGGCUGUCGGAUCGCACUCAGCACAGGCACAAUGUUGCCUCGACGAUGGAUCUAUCUUCAGAUUCAAGUUACGAACUGAAGAGCGAGCUCUAAGGACCUGCGAAAGUGUGGCGUAGCUCGCUGGUGACCGAGUGACGAGGAUAUUUCUGAUUUCUGACAGCUUCUGGUGAGGGUAGAAGCCAAAACUCGUCGUUCUGGAGUUGACAAGCUGUGUGAUAGCUGUUGUAAUGUGGUGUAGCUAAUGGUUACUCAUGCUGAGGAUAAUUUUUCUGAUGAAUGACAGCUCUGGAGAGGGGCAGAACGGAAAUUCGUCAAUUCUGAAUUUGAGAAGCUGUGUGUGCAGAGCAUGAAUCUGGUCCAGUCUCUGCACCAGGUUCGCCUGUCUAGAGGAAUGUGGUCCACUGGGCGCUGGUUACAGAACUUACAGGACAGUGGUGGCUCAUCAACCGAAAGAUUGGCGAAAGUUCCGCGAAAGUUUUGUCAAGCGUAUGGUUUAUUCAACUUUAUUGUCCCUUGAAGCAGUAUGCGUCGUAUGGUCAGCUUAUCUGUAUCUCACCCAACUGUCAGUCCGGAUACAGCGAAAAUGACAGUAUGUUCUAUUGGGGUGAAGACGGUAGCGAAAGGAAUGUUCAGUGUGUUUGGAUCUGAGGAUGAGCAACUGGGCCGAGUCAUGAAGGCCCGUGGGCCCGGUACUUACCAGUGGCCGUGUCGAUGUGCAGGUCGCAAGAGGGGUAGGCCCGCAGGCCCGCAGAGGCUGGAACACUCAAGUAGCGGGAGGUAGGACGAAAAAAAAGAAAGCAAAAAAAAAGAAAACGUUAGUACCAUUAGAGGCCGAUGUAGAAUUUAGGAGUCCGGUAGGCUUAGAGUGCAGAGGUACCGGUCUAGUAGUCUGAAUGUAGAGCCUGCGGAGGGGAAUAUCAGACACUGUAAUGAUGUUCCCUCCGAUUCCGGGAGGUACCAGGUAGACUUGGAGGCGGUGGGGCCGAGAAGCAACCGCAUGAGCAGGAACUUCGCUGAUAUAUCAAGUGAGGAGGCGAAGGGCUCAGCCUGAUUUGCGGCCGUGCGGGUUGGGUGCAUGCUGCUGGAGUGACCACCCAGCUGCAGCAGCGCCGGGCGAGGAAGAAGGCGCACUUGGCCUUCCACCUCGGCUAUGGUGCACUGAGGGAGGAAGAAGUAGAAAGAGGAGGAGGAGGAGGAAGAAAGAGGAGAACGAGAGUGAAGGAGGAGCUUACCUUGGUUUUUGGUGGUCUGCAUACUCGUGUUCUUGGUUGGCACUGCAUCUGGAAGGCACCAAGUGGGGUGGCACCUGAAGGAAGACCUCAGGGGUGGAAGUAGGCAUGGUGGCCAUAGUUAGAGAGACAUCGGAGCCGAGCUCCGAUGGUCCGCCAUAGCCACUGGAUAUACCGAGAAGGGGAAGGAGGGGUAGGAUGUCUAUGGUGGACUUCUUGAGAGACUGGAAAGUAAGGAGAGGAUUCAGACAUUGGUUCUGGAUUGUUCUUUCAAUGUUCUUAUUAUUGUUAUCAUUAAUGAGAGGUUUGGUGGAGUAAUUGGAGGAUGAAAAUGUUGGCGAGUUGGAGGAGGAUUGACAUUGGUCCUUCCUGCUGGUCAUUGUCUCUGUCUCCUUCCAUUCUCAUUUCUUCUUCUUUCUUAUAGCUCUUUCCAGUGUCUUUCAUUUCAGUUGAAAUUGAACGGAAUUGUCUUUCGUUUGUUUUCUGCACUGUAAGAUAGCCAGGUUAUCAUGGGCCCUGCACGAGGCUGAAAUGAUGUUUAUUUAACUUGAUUUUUUUAAUCUAAAGAAACAAGCUCAAGAUUGGAUGGAAACAAAUUGCAUACGAAAGG
Molecule: messenger RNA, 2918 nt
Organism: Chara braunii
Lineage: Eukaryota; Viridiplantae; Streptophyta; Charophyceae; Charales; Characeae
Source: the annotation of a GenBank genome assembly